AUGGCGACGAGCGUGCUAUUGGGAUUGCUCGGCGAGGCUCCUUCCCCGUGGAAGGCGCAGCAGCUGCUUCUGCCGCUGUGCGCGGCGGUCCUCGCCGUCGUCGCGUGGUGCGCCGCGCGCGCGGCGGAGUGGGCGUGGCUGAGGCCGCGGCGCCUGGAACGGGCGCUGCGGGCGCAGGGCAUCCGUGGCACGGCGUACCGCCCGCUGGCCGGCGACGCGCCGCUGUCCGACCGGCUCGCCCGCGAGGCCAGGUCCAGGCCGCCGCUGCCGCCGGGGUGCCAUGCCAUCGUGCCCAGGGCCAUGCCGCUCGUCCACCACGCCAUGAACGAGCACGGCAAGAACUCGGUGACCUGGUUCGGGCCGACGCCGAGGGUGAUCAUCACGGAGCCGGAGCUGGUGCGCCAGGUGCUGUCCAACAAGUUUGGCCACUUCGAGAAGCGCAUGCUGCCGGCCUUCGCAUCGUGCUGCGCCGACAUGGUGAGCAGAUGGGAGGGUUUGGUGGUCGCGGCCGACGGCGAGCCAUGCGAGGUGGACGUCUGGCCGGAGAUGAAGAGGCUGACCGGGGACGUCAUCUCCCGCGUCGCCUUCGGCAGCAGCUACCUGCAAGGCAGGAGGAUCUUCGAGCUCCAGGAGGAGCAGGUGCACCUCGCCAUGCUCGUCGCCAACAAGAUACACAUCCCUGGUUACAUGAUGCUGCCUACAAGGGUGAACCGGCGGAUGAAGCGGAUCGCGGCGGAGAUUGAAGGGAUCCUGAGAGGGAUGAUCGCGACGAGGGAGAGCUCGCUGAGAGCAGGAAAGGCGACGAGCGAAGACCUUCUCGGCCUUCUCCUGGAGUCCAACAUGGAGCAGUUCAGGGGCGAAGGCGAAGGUGGGACGACGAGCUCCGGAGGCAGCGGCAUGUCGACCGACGACGUCAUUGGGGAGUGCAAGCUGUUCUACUUCGCCGGCAUGGAGACCACGUCGGUGCUGCUCACGUGGACCAUGCUGGUGCUCUCCAUGCACCAGGAGUGGCAGGACCGUGCCAGGGAGGAGGUGCUCCGCGUCUUCGGCGGCGCCUGCACAGUGCCGGACUACGACGGCCUCAGCCGACUCAAAAUCGUGACCAUGGUGCUGUACGAGGUGCUGCGGCUCUACGCGCCGCUGCCGGCGUUGCACCGGCGGACGUACAAGCCCAUGGAGCUCGGGGGCGUCAGGUACCCGGCAGGCGUGAUGCUGAUGCUGCCGCUGCUGAGCAUCCACCACGACAAGGACGCGUGGGGGGCGGACGCCGACGAGUUCAGGCCGGAGAGGUUCGCGGAGGGAAUCGCCAGGGCGUCGUCCGGCGGGGACGCGCCGCCGGCGUUCUUCCCGUUCGGCUGGGGACCUCGGACCUGCAUCGGCCAGACCUUCGCGCUGUUGGAGGCCAAGAUAGGGCUCGCCAUGAUCCUGGGGAGCUUCGCGUUCGAGCUCUCCCCGUCCUACUCGCACGCGCCGUUCCCCGUCGUCUUGCUCCAGCCAGAGCACGGCGCGCAGGUUUCUUUUGAUCAGGAAAAUUGCAUCAUUGAGGAAAAGAAGACAGGAAAAGAACUUGGAAUUGGCAUCAAGAAUGGUGGGCUAUGGUUCCUAGACCAAAAGAAAGAUGACAGGUUCUUGGACGCUGCACUAACAACAAGUAUGAAUGAUGACGAAGCUAAAGUGAUGCUCCAACAUUGUCGAUUAGGCCAUUUAUCAUUGAAUACUAUGGUAAAAGUGUUCCCAGAGAUGAUGAGGAAGGUAGACAGGAGAAAGCUUGUGUGUGAUGCAUGUGAAUAUGGAAAGCAUACGAGAUUGACAUAUUCUGUGGAGCAGCAAGUUGAGCAACCACAAUUGGUGGAGCAACAACAUUCUUCAGCUGGUGAUGUUGAAAUUGGUGAUGAUGAGGUUGAGCAGUCUAUUGAAACAGGGGAGAAGAAGUCGACCUUUCCAUUGGUUUACCUAUUUCUCUAA
Molecule: messenger RNA, 1965 nt
Organism: Miscanthus lutarioriparius
Lineage: Eukaryota; Viridiplantae; Streptophyta; Magnoliopsida; Poales; Poaceae
Source: the annotation of a GenBank genome assembly